UUAGAUAACGAAGUAAGUACAUAUUAUCAUCGAUACGUUACAAAUCGAUAUGGGCAUGCAUUCGGUGACAAUCGAUUCAGAUUCAAUAUGGUAAUCAGUGCGUCGUAGCUACCCAACAUUUAGCAUCACGCUAAUGUGAGUAAGCGCGUGAAAAGUUAAAUAAAUAUUGGAUAAUCUUACACAAAUCUACGUAUAGGCCUUUCUGAAUAUAUUAUACGUCUAUACAUACAUUUACCUAUGUAAAUAUCUAGGAAACAUAAUUAUAAAAACUCAAAAAUGCGCGUUUUCUUAGAGAUAAGACUAGCUAGGUCAAUUUUUCGCCCCCGAAAACCACCAUAUAGCAAAUUUUAUCGAAAUCAUUAAAGCCGUUUCCGAGAUCCCCGAAAUGUAUAUAUAUAUAUAAAUCAUAUUAAAAACAAAUUAUAUACAUAAAUAUGCAGAAUAUAUCUAAAACUCAGGAAAACCUAUUCGCGAUACCUAAACACAAAUAAAAACUACAUAGCGUGUGAUAUAAUGAUUAAGAAACUGCUUUCUCUUACAUUAACAAAACUAAAUGUGCGUGCCUAAAACCAAUGAUAAUUUAUAGAAUUUAUAAUAUUAUACUUAAUAAUUAAAUUGCUUGCUAAUCAUGCGUGAAUUAAUUUGAUUUUUUAAACUACGUUGCUAUGGAAGGUAAAGUUAAGGAACGCAAUCUCCAUAGGCAGAACUUAUGCAAAAGUGUCCAGUGGUCAGCUAUAUAUAAUAGUUCCAAAUCUCUCCAGAUUAGCGCUAGAGUAGCUAAGAACCUAGGCGUUAUUGACGGAGUGAAGUGCGCUGUCUAUGAUUUGAUUUUCUUUUCAAGUAUUCUAGGUAUUGUAGCGUAUUUAAGGUUUUUUGAUGACACUUUUUGGUAUAUGGAGAUUCCAUUCCUUAUCUCCACCUUCCGUAUACGUUGCGCUCUCACCCGGUACAUACCCUAUUGGGUAUGUAUGAUUAGUAUCGAAUCUCGUCGAAUUUCCAUUCAAAAAUUAAACUUCAGAUUUAUAGAGUAUUUUUAAUUAUAUUUGUAUUAAAUGAUCUGUUUCCGAAUAUAGUCCUCGGACAAGUGCAACGCGUUGAUGUCGCGGUGCGCGUUAUCGGGAAAGCGCGCGAAAAGCGGCCCGAGCCUCAGUAGCCUCGCGCCCUCCAGACGAGAUGGUCGCCGCGCGCGCGCUCGGCCUCGCCGCGAUCCUCGCACUCGCGUGCGCCCACCUGCCCUCCCACGACAACAUACUACGAAUACAACUAUGGGACGCCGAAGGUCUAACUAGGGAACCCGUGACCGCUGCGCCGGCAAGAAAAAAGUUGAAAGUCAACUUGGAUUCGCUCUACAAAGCCAUGCUUGAAGAAGACGGUGGCGAAGUUGGGAGAUUCACCAGACAUAAAGUGCGGCAUAAGCGGCGAAGGCCGCGCGAACUCCAAGAAAACUUAGUUAAAGUCCCAUGGCGGUUUCAUGAAGGGAACACUUCGUUAAACGUUAUUGAGUAUGAAGGUGAUGAGCCUCCAGACUUGUGGUCUCUGGACAGUGAAGUGAGUGACAGUGCUUACAUGAAUAAGCGUCCCGAGCCAGAUCCACCGAAGGCUUACCGGCAGGAGCAGGACCAAGACGAAGAAAUCAAGAAACAGCUGCCAGUCGUGCCAAAGUGCUGCGACAGCGGUCAAAACCUCACGUUCACGAUGCAGAACGGCGCGACGCGGUCGGUGUGCGCACGGAGCAGCCUCACCUUCCAGCCCGUCUUCCACAAGGCCAACGAGUCGCACAUCUGGAGUUAUGACAGCAACGUGUUUGAGACCAUCGUGGGAAACCCCUGUACUUACGACAGAUACAAACUGGAACCAGACAAAAUCAGCGAAGACGAGUUCUACCUCCUCGUUAACGGUUCUCUCUUCGUCCCAUUCAGCAAGCCCCCUCUACUCAGCACCAAAGACUUCUGCAUGGAGACGUUUUACAACGAGUCCAAUCCCGCGGGUAUCACGUUACCUUUGGUGUGCUUCCCUCAGCCUGUGGAGACGGCUAAGACUUCUACUACGCUCAUACUUUACGCCGUAGGUUUACUAAUCUCCGUGCCAUUUCUGCUUGCAACGGCGUGCGUGUACACAUUCAUCACCGAGCUGCGAGACACGCAUGGCAAAGCUCUGGCAUGCCAUUCCACAUGUCUGGCAAUAGCCUUUUCCUGUCUGGCGGCGACGCAACUGGCGGGCCAUGCGUUUCCUGUCUUGGCCUGUACUAUCAUGGCGUACCUCAUCCAGUUUUCGUUCGUGUCCUGUUUUUUCUGGUUGAACGUUAUGAGCUUCGAUAUUUUUCUAAAUGUUAGGCGAUAUCUGAACUCCUCCGUAAGUAGAAGAAGCAUGCGACGCCGCUUCGCAUGGUACUGCGCGUACGCGGUGGUUCUACCGGUGAUCUUAUUGGUGGUCACCAUUAGUAUGGAGCUGUCGCCGGCCGUGCCCAGCACUUAUCUCAAGCCUAACUUCGGGGUUAAGGGCUGCUGGUUCAAAACGGACCAAGCAGCCCUACCCUACUUCUACGGGCCCGUGGCGACCAUCUUGCUCAGCAACCUCGUCAUCUUCGUGUGCACGUCGCGGGCGUUCGCGAAACACUAUGACAAGCUGAAGGAUGUUACGCCACUAGACUUGGUCCAUUCGGACUUCAGUACGACGGACGAUUGGGUGCGCCUGGGCACAGUAUUAGGACAGCCAUUGGCUGUUCCCGAGCGCUCGCCCACGAGAGACAGUGGCGGAUUCACGCAGCGGUUAAAAAAGUAUAGAAAAAUCUUCCGUACAAGCUGCCUGCUCUCCGUCAUCAUGGGGCUAUCCUGGGUGCUGGAGGUGGUGUCCUGGUGGGCAGGCGCAGGCUCCAGCUCCGUCUCCGUGUGGUCGGUGUUCGACAUCAUCAACGCUCUGCAGGGCGUCGUGAUCUUCGCCAUGUUUGUGCUGCAGCAGCCAGUACGCUCCUACGUGAAGCUAUCAAAAUUCUGCCAAUUCUGCCGACGAAGAAGGGACGGUUCAGAAGUAUCUGUGGUCAGUGCAAAGUGCAGCGUUGGUUCCGGUAGGAGAGACUUCGUGUAAAGUGUAUCUACUAGUUUAAGAACUGGAAUGGUAUCACCCUUACCAUGUUAUUCAUCGCGUCAAUAAACGCUAGCGACAGUUUCAACUCGCAGUGCAUAGGUAUAUAUUGGAAAGGUUGAAAUGCUACGCUACCAAUUCCCGCGUUAAACUUGGUAAGGGUAAAUGUAAAAUUAUAUCAACUGGUCCUUCCUCUGAAUGGUACUGGCUCACAGAUUCAUCUGCUACUGGUAUCAAAAUAUAGGUUACAUUUUGCCGCAUCCACUUGUUCAAUGGCAUAAAUCCAUUGAAUUGUUAUUACAAAUAAACCGUCGCAAUCGCAACCUGUACCACGCGAACAAAACGUCGUAAGCGCCGUAAAAAAUCAUGGCGCUUAUGUGUUUAGGUCGUGAGAUUCACGCUCCAUUUCUAUGGUUUGAUGUCAAAACAAAAUACUGGUUUUCUGCUUUUCUGUGCCAGUUCUAUAUGUAGAGUAAUAAUAGUUCAAUGCAGUUUUGAAAUAUAUAUAUCCAUCAGAUAUUUGUUUGAAAUAAAUUCUCGAGACACCCGUUUAAAGUGCGAUGCGAUAAAUUGUCUGCUGUAUGGACUUGUUGUAUAAAAUGGUCGCGUUUAAGAGCUGUCACAUUAUAGACGCUCGAGACUGAUAUUAGUAACAGUAUUAUUCUUUAAGAUCGCUUCAGUGGUUUGAUCUCUCAGUUUUAUUUUGUUGCAUCUAUCUACACACUUUGUCUUUCAACGCCACGCCUGUUGUGUGCGGCGCGUCGUUGUGAAUCUUGUCGGGAUACAGAAGGUUGAUGUUGAUUUUGAGCUGUAACCACGCACGACAGUUGACGUCAUUAGCGGUCAAGGGGUUUUGUUUGAAUGAUUUAUGGUUAGUUCCA
Cydia pomonella (codling moth) is the source of this 3962-nucleotide messenger RNA. Its product is annotated as G-protein coupled receptor Mth2-like. Gene Ontology annotation, cellular component: membrane. Gene Ontology annotation, biological process: cell surface receptor signaling pathway; G protein-coupled receptor signaling pathway. The transcript has 10 exons. Gene Ontology annotation, molecular function: G protein-coupled receptor activity. The coding region runs from base 1174 to 3084 and encodes 636 amino acids. NCBI's taxonomy places the organism in Eukaryota, Metazoa, Arthropoda, Insecta, Lepidoptera, Tortricidae. The record is from RefSeq and is a predicted model, not a curated record.